Microstroma glucosiphilum is the source of this 1038-nucleotide messenger RNA. RefSeq lists its product as hypothetical. The transcript has 2 exons. The record is from RefSeq and is a predicted model, not a curated record. NCBI's taxonomy places the organism in Eukaryota, Fungi, Basidiomycota, Exobasidiomycetes, Microstromatales, Microstromataceae. The coding region runs from base 149 to 835 and encodes 228 amino acids.
AGCUCAUCUCGCUCUCUUUAGACCUAUACAUUCCUUGCUUCCCUGUCAGACCCACUCACUCACUUCACCACGCUCACUUCCGAUCUCACUCUCACCAUCACCACCACGAUACUCACCUCAUUCACGCACACCCCAGCCUACCGACAAGAUGGUACUCAUCGCCGUCAUGAAGGACGGCCGAUUUGUGCCUGUAAAGGAGCAUCCUACUGACCCGAGCAAGCUCAUUCGUCUCGAUUUGAACCGUGAUGGAGAUGACGAUAGCCAUGAUGAUGAGGACGACGAUGACGAUGACGAUGAUGACAAUGACAAUGGCGGUGACGGUGGCGGUGGCGAUGGGGAUGCUGGUGGUGGAGCAGGAGGGAGCAGUGGUGGUGGUGGUGGUGGUGGAGCAGACGUCAAGAGAGAUGAUGAAGACCAGGGCAAGACUUUUGGUCCCUAUGACCCAGCUAACGGACCCACGCAAUUCAACAUCCACGAUCUCGACCAUGUCGAUGAAGACAAGAUGAAAGCCGAUGCCUUCAAGGUCAAAGAAGGUGGGCCUGUCACUACCAAGCAGAUCGGUCACGCCGCUGCCGUUGCAGCCAUUAGAAGCAGUGUCGACGGCAGCACUUCUCACGACUACACCAUCGCAACCGCCGUAAGAAAUGCCGCUGCAUUGUUCCAUCAGAAAGAAGCCAAGGGUGAAAUCACAGGUGGUGGAGAGGUUCAGGCGGCGAUCAAUGUUGCGGCUACGGCUAUUACGGGAAUACAGCUUAGGUAUGAGGAAGACGAUUUCGAGGGAUUGACUAUGGGCAUGUUUGACCUGGCGGCAAAGUUCAUGGGACUGACUGCGUAGAGGCCGAUCAGACGGAGGUAGAUGAAGUCUCCAGGAGGGAGGUAGUAGCGAAAGAGCUCAGCUCGAUCCAAGAUUCAAGUAGAGACCGACGACAUGGAGAUGAUACCCCAGAACAGUUCCAAUGGCAAUGUGGGUGUACCCCCUCUAAGUCCAUGUAGAGACCGACGACACAAACCAACAAAUGAGCAUCCAUUCAUAUUACG